GGCAGCUCUCCAUUUCUCACCCUUUCUGAGAAAAUGACAGGAAGUAUAAUAGGAAGUGAAGUACAUGUGUCUCAUUGCGUUGUCGCCCUGCCUCUGCAGGCAUUAAGAGCAAUAUCAUAUCGCGCUUUUUUAGACUCUAGAAAGGGCUUCUCCGAGUGUGAAUGAGCGCGCUUGUUUAAGGGAAGGAAGCAGAUACCACGAGCCACAAGUCAUGCUUGUGUCGAUGCGAAGAAGUGUGUGAUCUUGUGUGAAGCCAUGACAGGAGCUGCACUGAUCAAACUCCUCAUCCUUGUGAUCCUCGCCUUCAUCAUCUGCCUCCCAGAAUUCUUCACAUUGUCUCGAGUGUCAAAAGUGAACUUCCUCUGCCUGCCGUACCGACCCUGUGAGCGAGGGAAUCAGGUGAAGAAGGGGCAAAAUGGGAAGGUUGGGGAAGCUGAAAUUAGGAAAAAGGAUAUCUGUAAGCCUUCACAGACUCCAGAAGGUGAUAGGUGGGAGCAGGACUGCACACAAGACCAUCAAAGCAACAUGACAGAUCCCGAGUUAGACUCCAGGAGAGGCGGCGACGGCCCAGAAAAGAGCUGGUUCAUCUGUGAAACAGAUCUGGACAUGGCAGAAUUACAUAGCAACAUCUCAUCUUCAGCUCUAAAAGUAAACGUCGAGGUGUCGGUGGAACUUCAACUACGAGAUGCACAGACCCUAAAUCUCACGUUGUAUGGCCACAGUAAUCACAGCUCCUUACAUCUCCAUCUACCUGAGGUGGAAGAUGAGAAGGAGGAUGAAGGGCAGGGGAAGGCAUUUUACUGCUGUCUCCCUGUGCUGCCCACCUCAGAGACGCCCAAUCAAAGCCGCUGUCUCCUUUGGCUCGCCAAUCAAACAGUUUUGACUGCAACAGCAAAGGAAAAGCUGCCAUGGAAACGGACAGAGAAAGAUGAGUGGCGGUGUUGGUUCAGGGUGAUCUGGCUGGUUCUAUUGUGUGUGGUGAUGCUGACUAUUAUCAUGAUUGUGCUUGGGCAAAUCUACUUCAGGGGACACUCAUGCCAAACGCUGAAGAUGCAGCCUGGUGGUAACAACGUCACGCGCCACCAGCUGAACGAUGCUGAACAGCACAGAGAGAUCAUCUUUCCCAAAGGGACAGCCCUUCACUCCAUUAGGUCCCAAUCUCAGCCAGGACUGACACCAAUUAAAGAAGUUGACAUUCAAGAUGACAUAGAAACUCUGCUGGAUGGAAAUGUUGACCACUGCUAUACAGCAAAUCUGCAUCACCGUGUCCAUCCCUUCACAUCCUCCCUCACAGAGGAGCAGGCCUGGUGAUCCAGGAGCAGCCAGAGCAGCACACAAAUGGAUCUAAAGUGCACUGGGUUGAAAUAAAAAUGACUGCUUCAAUUACC
Messenger RNA from Centropristis striata (black sea bass), 1388 nucleotides. RefSeq lists its product as uncharacterized. NCBI's taxonomy places the organism in Eukaryota, Metazoa, Chordata, Actinopteri, Perciformes, Serranidae. The coding region runs from base 256 to 1311 and encodes 351 amino acids. The record is from RefSeq and is a predicted model, not a curated record. The transcript is spliced from 10 exons.